CCGAAGACAUGACUCCUGCCUGCCUCAAUUGCUCCAUCUCUUCUGGGGAGCUGUCCCCAAAUGGUUCAAGGAGCGCCAUGCUCUGCAAUGGCAGUGAGGUCAAGGGAAACUUUGACCCUGAGGACUUGAACCUGACUGAUGAGGCCCUGAGGCUGAAGUACUUGGGGCCACAGCAGACAGAGCUGUUCAUGCCCAUCUGUGCCACAUAUCUGUUGAUCUUUGUGGUGGGCACUCUGGGCAACGCACUGACCUGCACCGUCAUCCUGCGCCACAAGGCCAUGAACACGCCCACCAACUUCUACCUCUUCAGCCUGGCCGUGUCCGACUUGCUGGUGCUCCUGGUAGGCCUGCCCCUGGAGCUUUACGAGAUGCGGCACAACUACCCAUUCCAGCUGGGCGCCGGUGGCUGCUACUUCCGGACCCUGCUCUUUGAGACUGUCUGCCUCGCUUCCGUGCUCAACGUCACUGCCCUGAGCGUGGAGCGCUAUGUGGCGGUGGUUCACCCGCUCCAAGCCAAGUCUGUGAUGACACGGGCCCAUGUGCGCCGCAUGGUGGGGGCCAUCUGGGUCCUCGCUGUGCUCUUCUCCCUGCCCAACACCAGCCUACACGGCCUCCAGCAGCUGCACGUGCCCUGCCGGGGACUGGUGCCCGACUCGGCUGUGUGUACGCUGGUGCGCCCCCGGGCCUUCUACAGCUUAGUGAUACAGACCACCGCGCUGCUCUUCUUCGGCCUGCCCAUGCUCACCAUCACUGUGCUCUACCUGCUCAUCGGGCUGCGGCUGCGGAGGGAGAGGGAGCUGCUGGAAGAAGGGGCCGAGAGCAGGAAAGCCACGGCGCUUCAGAAGACGGGUCCCAGAAGGCUUCAGCUCCGAGACAGGGCGCGGAGGCAGGUGACCAAGAUGCUGUUCGCACUGGUGGUGGUGUUUGGCAUCUGCUGGGCUCCAUUCCACGCUGACCGCCUCAUGUGGAGCUUGGUGUCGCACUGGACCGAGGGCCUACUCCUGGCCUUCCAGUUUGUGCACGUUGUCUCUGGUGUCUUCUUCUACCUUGGCUCAGCAGCCAAUCCAGUGCUCUACAGCCUCAUGUCCAGUCGCUUCCGGGAGACCUUCCGGCAAGCCCUGGGCCUUGGAACUCAGGGCCGGGGCCGCCGCCACCAACCAUGUCAUGGCUCCCAUAACCUCAGCAGGUUGACCACAGGCAGCACCCUGUGUGACCUGGGCUCCAGGAACAGCAGGGCUGGACCCCUGGCCGAGAAUGCAGAGCCAGCGCGUCAGCAAAUGACAGACCUCUCCUGA
Molecule: messenger RNA, 1295 nt
Organism: Psammomys obesus (fat sand rat)
Lineage: Eukaryota; Metazoa; Chordata; Mammalia; Rodentia; Muridae
Gene: Nmur1
Product: neuromedin U receptor 1
Exons: 3
Coding region: 9-1295 (428 amino acids)
Biological process (GO): G protein-coupled receptor signaling pathway
Cellular component (GO): plasma membrane
Molecular function (GO): neuromedin U receptor activity
Source: RefSeq, a predicted model, not a curated record